AUGCCUUCGGAUUCGUCAAUGGAUAGGGACCUUGGGCCAGGGAGUGCGGCGGCGGAGGUGUUUGAAAAGGCUCCAAUGUCUUUGGUUGAUAAGUUAAGGGAGUCCUCUAUGGAGAAAGAACGUUUGAAAUUAGUCGAUAGCUUGGAUAGCGAGACACUGGAAUAUACGUCAAACUUAUUAGAAGAGCUGGAGAAACCUGUCAUGGAGGAGGUGGCCAGGUUAGGUAGGAGGAUGAACCAGAUGAUGAAUUUCAUUAGGACACCUGCAGGAAGAAACGUCCACACCACUAUUAAAGGUUUAAUAGUGGAUUCGGACAGAAUUUGUAAAAAGGUUACUGAGGUCAAUGACUUGUCGGCUAAAACACGUAGCUCCUGGCAGAGAAAAAUCGUGGAUGUAAAAUCAACAAAAAAGCCAAAAUUAUGGGGCUCGUGUCGUAUAGUUGUAGCGUUUUCUGUGUUUUUGGCAGCAAUGCAAUCUUCAUUAUUAAGAGACAACCUCGGAUUAGCUUUACUUUGUAUGUCUAAGCCAUCUGGCAAUUAUACAUGUGGAUCAAAUGAUGCCGUUAUACCUACAAUACCUGGAUACGAUAGCAAAAAAAACUGCGAAUUUGAAUGGGACUUAACUCUCCGUGGUCGAUUACUUGGUGGAUUUUUUUAUGGUUAUAUAAUUACAACUAUGGUAGGUGGAUAUAUGUCUACAAGGUAUGGACCAAAAACUCCUUUUAUGUGGGGAGGAAUUGGGAAUACUUUUUUUCAUUCUUUAUGUCCUAUCGCUGCUACUGUGCAUACCGAAUUAUUUUUCGCGUGUCGUUUUCUACAGGGUCUGCUCUCCGGUUUGAUGAUAGGUCCUUUAUUUCAACUUUUUAGUCCAUGGACCACUGAAGAAGAAGCCGCUAGUUUGUUGAGUUUUGGCUUUAGUGGUUUUGCACUUGGUACUAUUAUUUCUAACCCAUUAAGUGGAAUACUUUGUUCAUUUGAGUAUAAUGGUUAUGGAGGCUGGCCUUUAAUAUUUUAUGUACCAGCUAGUAUUAGUGUAUUCUUCAUUAUUUUCUGGUACCAGUAUCUAUAUGACGUUCCGGAUAAUCAUCCGAAAAUUACACAAGAAGAAUAUAAUUAUCUUUUGGAGAAUAUAGACAUAUCAAAUGAACCUGCAAUAAUUCCAUGGUUGUCUAUUUUCACGUCAAUGCCGUUCAUAGCGUACAUCUUUUCAUAUACAGUGUUUAUGUGGAACUAUUUAACCAUGAUGAAUAGUAUGCCAAUAUUUAUGCAAAGCAUGUUGCACUUAAGUUCAAGAGAAAAUGGAUUGUUGAAUUGUAUACCGUAUACAUUGUCAUUCAUUGUUCGGUUAUUUAAUGCUCAAACAUAUUCUUUAGUGAGGCGGAAUUUAAGAUUAUCAAAUACCGUCGGAAGAAAACUAUAUCAUACAAUAGGAUGCUUUUGCAUAAUAGUAGCUUAUAUUUAUAUGAUAGCAGAAGAGAAUAUUACAAAGUGGAAAAUAAUUGGUGCAAUGACAGUAAUAUUAGCUUUAGGUGAUAUUGCAUAUACAGGAGGAUUUUUUCCAACUCUACUUGAAAUGGCGCCAAACUACGCCGGCCUCUUAUCGGGAAUAGCUACAUUUGCAUCUUAUACUAUAAGCAGUUCAUCAUUGUUAAUCAAUAGUAUUAUCAUUAGAGAUAGUACUAAAAGUGAUUGGAAUAAUUUAUUAGGGUCUAUUGUGGGCAUGUUUAUAUUUAUAAUUAUCUUUUAUAUAAUAUUUGGUUCAGCAUCGUUACAAAAAUGGUCUCGUGCUCAAAAUGAUAUACAUGAAUCAGCAGUAGCAUCACGUUCUACAUUAUUAAUGACGCGGUCGUACGGCAUGUCACGAACUAUGUCAAUGAGACGACCAACUCAUAUGUUUUAA
Daktulosphaira vitifoliae (grape phylloxera) is the source of this 1899-nucleotide messenger RNA. Its product is annotated as sialin-like. The transcript has 2 exons. Gene Ontology annotation, biological process: monoatomic anion transport; transmembrane transport. Gene Ontology annotation, molecular function: transmembrane transporter activity. Gene Ontology annotation, cellular component: plasma membrane. The record is from RefSeq and is a predicted model, not a curated record. Bases 1 to 1899 code for a protein of 632 amino acids. NCBI's taxonomy places the organism in Eukaryota, Metazoa, Arthropoda, Insecta, Hemiptera, Phylloxeridae.